AGCGGCUGAGCCAGAGCCGGAGCGGGAGCGGCGGCCGGAUCGCAGCCCUCCGGGCCCGCCGCAGCCAUGGGCAACCGCGGUAUGGAAGAUCUCAUCCCGCUGGUCAACCGGCUGCAGGACGCCUUCUCCGCCAUCGGCCAGAACGCGGACCUCGACCUGCCGCAGAUAGCCGUGGUGGGCGGCCAGAGCGCCGGCAAGAGCUCGGUGCUCGAGAAUUUCGUAGGCAGGGACUUCUUGCCCCGAGGAUCUGGAAUUGUCACCCGACGUCCCCUGGUCCUGCAGUUGGUUAACUCUACCACAGAGUAUGCCGAGUUUCUGCACUGCAAGGGGAAGAAAUUCACCGACUUCGAGGAGGUGCGCCUGGAGAUCGAAGCUGAGACCGACCGGGUCACUGGCACCAACAAGGGUAUUUCACCGGUGCCCAUCAACCUGCGAGUCUACUCGCCCCAUGUGCUGAACCUGACCCUGGUGGACCUACCUGGAAUGACCAAGGUCCCAGUGGGGGACCAACCUCCCGACAUCGAGUUCCAGAUCCGGGACAUGCUUAUGCAGUUCGUCACUAAGGAGAACUGCCUCAUUCUGGCUGUGUCCCCUGCCAACUCCGACCUGGCCAACUCCGAUGCCCUCAAAAUCGCCAAGGAAGUGGACCCCCAGGGUCAGCGCACCAUUGGGGUCAUCACCAAGUUGGACCUGAUGGACGAGGGUACAGACGCUCGGGAUGUACUGGAGAACAAGCUGCUCCCCCUUCGCAGAGGCUACAUAGGGGUGGUGAACCGGAGCCAGAAGGACAUAGAUGGCAAGAAGGACAUCACAGCCGCCUUGGCUGCGGAACGCAAGUUCUUCCUUUCCCACCCGUCUUACCGCCACUUAGCUGACCGCAUGGGCACACCCUAUCUGCAGAAGGUCCUCAAUCAGCAACUGACCAACCACAUCCGGGACACACUGCCAGGGCUGCGGAACAAGCUGCAGAGCCAGCUGCUGUCCAUUGAGAAGGAGGUGGAGGAGUAUAAGAACUUCCGUCCUGACGAUCCAUCCCGCAAGACCAAGGCGCUGCUACAGAUGGUCCAGCAGUUUGCAGUGGACUUUGAGAAGCGCAUAGAGGGCUCUGGAGACCAGAUCGACACCUAUGAAUUGUCAGGGGGAGCCCGCAUUAACCGGAUCUUCCACGAGCGCUUCCCUUUUGAGCUGGUCAAGAUGGAGUUUGAUGAGAAGGAACUCCGGAGAGAGAUCAGCUAUGCCAUCAAGAAUAUCCAUGGCAUCAGAACAGGGCUGUUUACCCCAGACAUGGCCUUUGAGACCAUUGUGAAAAAGCAGGUGAAGAAGAUCCGAGAACCGUGUCUCAAGUGUGUGGACAUGGUUAUCUCGGAGCUAAUCAGCACCGUUAGACAGUGCACCAAGAAGCUCCAGCAGUACCCACGGCUUCGGGAGGAGAUGGAGCGCAUCGUGACCACUCACAUCCGGGAGCGAGAGGGUCGAACCAAGGAACAGGUCAUGCUCCUCAUCGACAUUGAGCUGGCUUACAUGAACACCAACCAUGAAGACUUCAUAGGCUUUGCCAAUGCUCAGCAGAGAAGCAACCAGAUGAACAAGAAGAAGACUUCAGGGAACCAGGAUGAGAUUCUGGUCAUCCGGAAGGGCUGGCUGACCAUCAACAACAUUGGCAUCAUGAAGGGAGGCUCCAAGGAGUACUGGUUUGUGCUGACUGCUGAGAACCUGUCCUGGUACAAGGAUGACGAGGAGAAAGAAAAGAAAUACAUGCUGUCGGUGGACAACCUGAAGCUGCGGGAUGUGGAGAAGGGCUUCAUGUCGAGCAAGCAUAUUUUUGCCCUUUUCAACACAGAGCAAAGGAAUGUCUACAAGGAUUAUCGGCAGCUGGAACUGGCCUGUGAGACCCAGGAGGAGGUGGACAGCUGGAAGGCCUCCUUUCUGAGAGCUGGUGUAUACCCUGAGCGUGUUGGGGACAAGGAGAAAGCCAGUGAGACUGAAGAGAAUGGCUCAGACAGUUUCAUGCACUCCAUGGACCCACAGCUGGAGCGACAAGUGGAGACUAUCCGGAACCUGGUAGACUCGUACAUGGCCAUUGUCAACAAGACUGUACGGGACCUCAUGCCCAAGACCAUCAUGCACCUUAUGAUCAACAAUACCAAGGAGUUCAUCUUCUCGGAACUGCUGGCCAACCUGUACUCGUGCGGGGACCAGAACACCCUGAUGGAGGAAUCGGCAGAGCAGGCUCAGCGGCGCGACGAGAUGCUGCGCAUGUACCACGCGCUCAAGGAGGCCCUCAGCAUCAUCGGCGACAUCAACACGACCACCGUCAGCACGCCCAUGCCCCCGCCCGUGGACGACUCCUGGCUGCAGGUGCAGAGCGUACCAACCGGACGCAGCAGAUCGCCCACGUCCAGCCCCACGCCGCAGCGUCGAGCCCCCGCCGUGCCCCCAGCCCGGCCCGGGUCGCGGGGCCCUGCUCCUGGGCCUCCGCCUGCUGGGUCCGCCCUGGGGGGAGCACCCCCCGUGCCCUCCAGGCCGGGGGCUUCCCCUGACCCCUUUGGCCCACCCCCCCAGGUGCCCUCGCGCCCCAACCGCGCUCCGCCUGGGGUCCCCAGAAUCACUAUCAGUGACCCCUGAGGAGUGUCAGACACGCAGGAAGGGCCCAGCCUCGCCUACGCGACCUGCAGCCCCCCGACCAGCGGAGGCUCCCCUCUUAGACUUAUGAGUCUGUGGCCACUGGCAUCAGCUGCCUGCCUCCCAGCCUCCCUAGGGUCCCCUCAGAGGACUCCUGGGCUUUCUGACCACCCGAGGGGCCUCCAGUGCUCCCUCCAGCCAUCCAUUUUAGCAUCACCCUCCUGGUUCAAGCACUCUUCUUCCUCCGGCCUUGUGGCUGUUACAUGGGGCUUCCUGAGGCUAAGGGUGGCCCUGGGCCAGUGGGAUGGGAGACAAGAGUGACCAGAGAGGGAGGCCCUAGUGGGCUGGGCAUGUGUCUGGAACUGUGGGUGCACUGCCUGGGUGGUGUGUGAGAGGUUCGUGUGCGUGAUGGGAGAGGGCCACCCUGGCUCUGCCUAGACUACCUGCUACCUAUGGCCUGGCUGCCUCUGGCACCGCCCUUCUGUCUUCCCUUUACCAUUCAUUGGCUUUCUGCUUCCUCUUUUCCAGAAACCUUGCCCUCCCCCACACCAGCAUCAUGCCCUCUGCCUCUGCUGGGGGUGACUGCUCUUGCCUUACCAGCUCUCCUUCCUUUUCUCUCCCCCAUUCUCUCUUGGCUUUCUCUCCAACUGCCAGCCGAUCGGGUCAGGCAAGUCCGUCCCGUCCUGAGAGUCCCAGGCCCCCCUUCGACCUCUAACCAGAUCCCUCCUACUUCUCGGAGACCUCCCUUAUCAAGCCUGCCUGGACAGCUGUUCUGUGACUUGACAGUGCCCCCCACCUUGGCCCCAAAGCAUCCCCUUCAUCUGUGACUAGUCUGUUGUAGUGGUGAGCUGACACAUCCAGAUGUGAUGUUGGUGAAAAUCUGUGCCCCUCUGUGAUACUGCUCCUGCCCCAUUCUAUAAAUAUCUAUAAAUAUUCAUAUAUAUAUAUAUAUACAUAUAUAUGGCUGACAUGGCCUCACCUGUAGUGUUGAAAAUCAGCCACCAUGUAGUCCUUGUGGAGCCAUGUGGUCCAACUACAAGGGAUCACUGUCACCCUGACAUCUCUCCAGUGUGCCACCUCCAGUCAACCUCCCUGUCCUCUCAGCCUGUGGACAGCCAGCCCCUUGGCCAUCCUCCCACCCCACAACAGGGGGGUGCUGCACUGGCGGCUGCGCUGUUCUCUGACCCCACCAGUGUCUCUUGACUGAGAAUAAAACCCAGUUCUGGACAAUGGGGAACCAA
Molecule: messenger RNA, 3863 nt
Organism: Jaculus jaculus (lesser Egyptian jerboa)
Lineage: Eukaryota; Metazoa; Chordata; Mammalia; Rodentia; Dipodidae
Gene: Dnm1
Product: dynamin 1
Exons: 23
Coding region: 67-2625 (852 amino acids)
Cellular component (GO): microtubule; membrane; cytoplasm
Molecular function (GO): GTP binding; GTPase activity; microtubule binding
Source: RefSeq, a predicted model, not a curated record